This is a messenger RNA of Penicillium pulvis, 1374 nucleotides long. RefSeq names its product putative alpha-1,6-mannosyltransferase subunit. The record is from RefSeq and is a predicted model, not a curated record. Gene Ontology annotation, cellular component: Golgi membrane. The coding region runs from base 1 to 1374 and encodes 457 amino acids. NCBI's taxonomy places the organism in Eukaryota, Fungi, Ascomycota, Eurotiomycetes, Eurotiales, Aspergillaceae. Gene Ontology annotation, molecular function: glycosyltransferase activity. Gene Ontology annotation, biological process: protein N-linked glycosylation. The transcript is spliced from 2 exons.
AUGUCGCUAUCGCGAUCACCCUCUCCCCGCCUGGGCGGAGGGUGGUCCAGCCCGGGUUUAACGCCCGGUAGCGGGACCGCGACUCCGAACCCACGCGGCCUCUCACCCUCCUCCCUCGCGCCAGGCGGGAUAUCCUGGGCCGCGGCGAAAGCGAAAAGCGACGAGGUGCGCGGCUACCCGUCUUUCUCAACGCGCAACAGCGGGUUCUUCUCCAGACAGAGACAUAAGAUCUCGGCUAGCUUUAGGGGCCAGUCUGGUGCUGGUGGGUAUGUGGAUAAGGAUGCCUAUGGACGCGCGCAGUGGCGUCCUAGUGGCGGUGGGCGUGGGUCGUUGGCUGCCCUUGGAAUGUUGAUGCGACGUGGACGGGUCCGCGUUUUGGCGGGGAUUCUGCUGCUUGUUAUGGGAUACCUGUUUCUUUGGUCAACGCUGGUUCAAUUAUACCGCCGGUCACCCCUAGGAGGAGGCCGUAAGAUCGUGAUCAUCCUCGGCGCCAAUGUCGAUGGCGGUGUUACGGACAUCAAGAGAGCGCGCGAAUGGGCCAUCGAGCGCAACAGUAUCUGGAAUAAAGAGGAAUACGCAAAGCGAUGGGGAUAUGAGCUGGAGGUUGCUAAUAUGCUGGCUAAGAAGCGGUAUUCUCAUGAGUGGCGCGAGGGCUGGGAGAAAGGUGAUGUGAUCCGUGAAGCCUUGCACAAAUACCCCGAUGCGGAGUGGUUCUGGUGGCUCGAUCUGAACACCUGGGUGAUGGAGUAUGGGACCUCAUUACAGAGCCAUGUCUUCAAUAACCUGGAAUCACUGGUCUACCGCGACAUCAACGAAUACAAUCCCCUCAACAUCACACACCCACUUCCGGAGUUCUACUUGGAUGAGAUAGGUCGUUCCCGGGAAGGCGACGGAGACACUCGCUCGAUCAAUGUGCUUCUUACUCAGGACUGCGGCGGGUUCAACCUGGGCUCUUUCAUGGUCCGACGGUCCCUGUGGACGGACCGUCUCUUGGAUGCGUUAUGGGAUCCCGUCAUGUACGAGCAGAUGCACAUGGAAUGGGAACACAAAGAACAAAAUGCUUUGGAGUACAUUUACCAAAGCCAAGCGUGGAUUCGCAGCAGUGUUGGGUUUCUACCCCAACGCACUAUCAAUGCUUUCCCUCAGGGUGCUUGCGGUGAUAAAAACAAUCCUGCUGUCCACUACCAGGAGGAAGACCACGACCUCCUGGUCAACAUGGCUGGCUGCAUGUUCGGUCGCGACUGUUGGGCCGAGAUCUACAAAUAUCGUGAAAUCACCGAGCGACUCAAUAGGACACCAUGGGAAAUUUUGAAAGAUACCCUCAGUGGAGCAUUCAAGCGAGAUUCUGAGGAGGAUGACGAGCCAGAACAAUAA